CAUGCGCAGAAGGUUGGGGUCCGUGUCAUAAACCUGGGACACCAGACCUGUGCCAAAGGUGCUUCGUCUGGUCUGGUCUGGUCUGGUCUGGUGUGGUGUGGUCUCGUCUCUGUUAAUGUGGGUACAUAGGAUUCGGCAAGAGGGGAGGGACUCGUCCAUAACAUCAGCGGAAUAGCCACGUGUACAGGACUAAGAACAACCAUCGGAACAAGCUGAGCAAUACUGUCUGUUUGCAUGCAAUGCAUAGUAGCUAGGGCAGAGCUCAGAACAAGCAGAGCAGUACUGGCCUACGCGCCUGCGCCAUUUGGGACGCGUUAAACAGACAGUACACAGUAAUCAGAAUAUAGUUGAGGAUCUCCUCCGUGCAGCAGAGCAACAAUGAUCUUAGGAAAAGCACUGCUUAUCCGGCUGGGCUCAGUCUACCUGGCCCUGCUGUUAAUCUUUCUGAUGAUGGAUGUCAACGCAAGGCCAGCCAAUAUGUCAGCUCAUAAAGACAAAUCCCUAAACAGCAAGGAGGAGAACGAGAUCCUGCCUCCGGACCACUUGAAUGGGUUGAAGAUGGAGAUGGACGGGCACCUGAAUAAAGAUUUCCACCAGGAAGUCUUUCUGGGUAAAGACUUGGAGGAAUUUGAAGAAGAUUCAGAGCCCAGGAAAAACAGGAAGAAACUGAAAGACAUUUUCUCCAAGGUGGAUAUCAAUAAGGAUAAGAGUGUCAGUGCUAAGGAGAUGCAGCGAUGGAUCAUGGAGAAGACUGAGGAGCAUUUCCAGGAAGCGGUGAAGGAGAACAAACUGAACUUUAGAGCUGUUGACCCUGAUGGUGAUGGCCAUGUUGCUUGGGAUGAAUAUCGAAUCAAGUUUUUGGCGAGCAAAGGAUUCAACGAGAAGGAGGUUGUAGAAAAGAUAAAAAACAACGAAGAGCUGAAAAUUGAUGAAGAAACCCAGGAGGUUCUGGAGAACCUGAAGGACCGCUGGUUUCAGGCAGAUAAUCCCCCUGCUGACCAGCUGCUGAAUGAGGAGGAGUUCCUGUCGUUCCUGCACCCCGAGCACAGCCGCGGCAUGCUGAAGUUCAUGGUGAAAGAGAUUGUCCGGGACUUGGAUCAAGAUGGAGACAAAAAAUUGACCCUUUCAGAGUUCAUUUCACUGCCUGUGGGCACAGUGGAGAACCAGCAGGCCCAGGAUAUUGAUGAUGACUGGGUCCGGGAGAGGAGGAAGGAAUUUCAGGAAGUCAUUGAUGCUAACCAUGAUGGGAUUGUCACGGAGGAGGAAUUGGAGGAAUACAUGGACCCGAUGAAUGAAUACAAUGCCCUGAACGAAGCAAAGCAAAUGAUUGCAGUGGCUGAUGAGAAUCAAAACCAUAGCCUGGAGCUGGUGGAGAUACUGAAAUACAGUGAAUACUUCACUGGGAGCAAGCUGAUGGACUACGCUCGCAAUGUGCACGAGGAGUUCUAACAUCGCACACAUUGCUGCCGUUGCCAAGCACUAUCUAGCUUGUUUUUGUUAAGGCUAUAUUGAACAUUUAAUUGCUGCUGCUGUGUGCUCUUGUGUGUGAACUACAGAAUACAUGACCCUGUGCUACAUAGAUUACUUCUUAAUCUCGUCACAGUGCAGCAACAAGACGUGUGGCUAAAUCAGAUAUUUGACAGAGUUAUAAAUCAACAGGUUCCAUUUGUUUCUUUAAACAUCAAGCAGAUUUGAGGCUUUAUAAGGUAAUUCAGAACGAUUUAGAAAUACUAAAAGAAACUUAAUAAAACCAGUGACAGGUGUUUCAGUUAGAAGUCUUUGUCAUUUGAAUUGAAUGCAUUUCUUUUUGUGUUUCUGUAUCUAGUGCUAUUGAGUGUUUAGUGGUCAUGGAUAAUUGGGGAAUGAAGCUCUAGUUUAUGAAGCCCCUGGAUGAUAGGAUCUUGGUUUCAAAGCUGUUCAGAAGCCACCAAGGGAGGAGGAGGGGCCUUGUUUUUAUUGGUAUUUUACAUAAAUUGAAUGGCAAACAUUUCAAAAACAUUAAUGAUUUAAAAACAAAAAUAGUUAAAUAAGGAUGAUUUUCAUUUUAAUGGCAAAUGUCUUUAAUAUCUUAUUAAAAAGGUGUAGUGCCCCAUGUGGUUUUAAAAAAUAUAUAUUUUUACAGGUUCUGAGAGAAUCCGCUCUAGUUUCACUGCAACAAAUACCAUCUUGACUUUGUAUUGAUAAUUGGUUUCAUCAGUGUACACUAGAUGGCAUACCUGUUGAUCUGGUAAAGUACUGAAGGUGUAAAGUUAGUAUUUGAAUGCAGUCUAUUCUUAAAUACACAGGGAACUCGUAGAAAGUGGUGACCUGAACAGUUUUAUUGUGUUGAGUAAAAACGUCAAUUCCUGUUAACAGCCUCUAAUGGCACACGCAUGUGCAUGAAAUUAGCAACUGCAGUGGUAUACAGGUCAUUAACCACUAUAUUUAAACCACUGACUGAAUUUUAUUUCUGCAAUUAACUAUAUACGGUUUUAAAGGAGAAGUUGCCAACAUUUUCUUUUACUGUUUGCUCUGAAGUUAUUUAAGGAUCCCAUUCGACUGCUUUCUCCAGCGCUGGGUUUCUGGUAAAAGGAUCCUAUCUUAAACAAACCCUGUCACUUUCAGUCUUUGUUGCUGCUGCACUAUUACUAGGGUUUAGGCUGUUCAGUUUAACUUGAACUACACAUGAAGAUGAAUGAUUUAUCAGAAGAGUAAACGUAUAUUUUAAAUUCAAUAAAAACUGGAAUAAGACAAUGCACAGUUAAACAAGUUACAUAUUUUGUAAUAUUUUAAUUAUUUUAGUUGGUUUAAUCUGACAGUCUAAGUGGUACUGCCACAUAUUUGCUAAAAAAUAGUGCUUUUAAUGCAACAAUUUUUCAAUUACUGCAGGAACUUGCUUUCAUACUUCAUAAUACUGCAUCAUUACAUUAAAACAUCAAACAUGUUGCUGCCUAUUCCAAUAUUGCACUUUUAAAAAGCUUAACAUGUAUGCCUUUGUUUCACGUGCUACAGCAAUCUGUGGGUUACGCUGAUUAUUACACAUGUUCUUUAGGGAAAAAAAAAAGUUCUUUGUGAUUGCCUUCUGUAUUCUGGGAUAUUGAUUUUGUCAAGGAAUAGCUACACACUGCAACUCAAUCAAUGCCAUUCCAUUGAUUUUUUAAUAGUAAAAUAUUGUAGCGCCGGGGCUCUAUUCUAUAAUCCUCUAGAAUUGUUGUCAAUUAGAUCUUUGUGUUGUCACUCCACUAGCUGUGAGUGUGUAUGAAGCAUACAGUGUGGGUAGGAUCCCUCCACUAGCUAUGAUUGUGUAUGAACCAUAGUGUGGGUAGGAUCCCUCCAUUAGCUACGAGUGUGUAUGAACCAUAGUGUGGGUAGGAUCCCUCCAUUAGCUACGAGUGUGUAUGAACCAUACAGUGUGGGUAGGAUCCCUCCACUAGCUAUGAGUGUGUAUGAAGCAUACAGUGUGGGUAGGAUCCCACCACUAGCUAUGAGAGUGUAUGAAGCAUACAGUGUGGGUAGGAUCCCUCCACUAGCUAUAAGUGUGUAUGAACCAUACAGUGUGGGUAGGAUCCCUCUGCUGGCUAUGAGUGUAUUUGCUUACAGCGAGGGUGUGGGUAGGAUCCUUUUAUCUGUAACACAGGAAGUUGGAUAAAGUGGUGGAAAAUCAUUAAAAAAUAAAUAAAACAAGUGACCUUCAUAAACUGUGAAGGGACUUUUGUGACUGCUUAGAAAAAGGAGGACAAUGUGUCUGUAAAAUCUUGUUAGUCUCAAGUAAAGUGCUGACUGCAGUUAAAGAUGUACAUUUGCAAAAUCUUUACAUGUAAUAUAUGUUCAGCAUAUACAAUAAACAUCAUUAUUACUGCUGUCUUGCAAAUAUGAACCUUUUCAGCUUUCAGCAUUUUUUUCAUGCAGUCUUUUUUUUUUUUUUUGAACCUACUGAGAUCUGCGCAAUCUACUGCAUUUUUUUUUAAACAAAGAUUUAAGUUCUCUGCGGAUGUAUCUGUUAGCUAAAUGUUGGAUGCCAAGUAUAAAAUAAAGAUUCAAGUUCUGUGUAUUUAUUCACAGAUUUCUUUGUUAGAUUCCCAGAUUUAACAUGUCAGCUUUAAAUGCAGAAUUUGUGAUACACGUUUUCAAUAUUUAUAAAUUAUAUCUUGCAUCAAAAUUUUGUGAUGUAAGUUAAAUCCGAAACUUGCCGCCCCAUACAGAAAAACAGAAACUGAUUGUAGAAAAAGAUAGAACUUGAGAAGAAACUAAGUAACUAAAUUGUAAAACAUAAGAUGAAGUGUGAUUGAAUUCACAGCGACAGACAGGGUGGAGAUUUUGUCUGUAUGAAAAAGAUCAGGAUUCUCAAUAUAGUAAUAUCACCACACGUUCAUGCUUCAAUCCUUGCUUGUACUGGAAUCUAUGCCCUAAACGUAGCAUGUUUUACUUUUAUUUUUUAUUUAGAUUUUACAUACGUUGCUCCAGUUAUUUCAAUAAGUUACACCUGAGACUAAAUCCUUAUGAUGAGGUGUAGGAAUUAAGCCCAGGUGUAACUCAAAGGUGUACAUUUGAAGUCUGUUUUUAAGUCUGACGUUGGUAAAGUCAGGUGUACGUCCUGUGCACUCCAGCCCUGGUGUUUCCUUAAAAAGCGUUCCCAAAAUGCUAUUCCCAAUUUCUAUUUCUGAAUCUAAAGUUGUAGGUGAUGCAAAACUUCUGGCCAGUGCUGUAGGCAGUUCUAUUAAACUUCCAAAUAGAUUUUAUGUUCGUGAAGGGGUGUUCAAUCACGGUCCUGGAGGGCUAUUCCCCUCCAUGUUUAAUGAGAUAAUGAACUACUUCAGGGUCUGGAUGGAGGUUUAAAUGGUUCAAUUAAACAAUUUAGAACAGGGUUGGAACAAAUUCUAAGAGGGAAAUGUACCUCCUGGACUGUGAUUAGCCACACCUGUGUUAUGCUAUUGCCAUAACUUGUUUAAUAAAGAAUCACUUUCCCUUUGAA
Messenger RNA from Polyodon spathula (Mississippi paddlefish), 4951 nucleotides. Its product is annotated as 45 kDa calcium-binding protein-like. The transcript is spliced from 7 exons. The record is from RefSeq and is a predicted model, not a curated record. Gene Ontology annotation, cellular component: endoplasmic reticulum. Gene Ontology annotation, molecular function: calcium ion binding. Gene Ontology annotation, biological process: calcium-ion regulated exocytosis. NCBI's taxonomy places the organism in Eukaryota, Metazoa, Chordata, Actinopteri, Acipenseriformes, Polyodontidae. Bases 379 to 1449 code for a protein of 356 amino acids.